This is a messenger RNA of Symbiodinium necroappetens, 2316 nucleotides long. Lineage: Eukaryota; Dinophyceae; Suessiales; Symbiodiniaceae. The record is from the annotation of a GenBank genome assembly.
AUGGUGUCUUUUGCAGCUACGGUUCGGCGUGUCGUCUGCCAUCACCCGAGUUGCCCGCAGAGCCGCAGUGUUGCCGGUGUGAGGCGUCUGCUCGGUGGCUUCAUACGAGUGGUUCAUCCUGACCUGUCGCCUGAUUUUCCGGCCGAGGCAAAACGAAUAAAUCAGCGAUCCCUGGCAGAGCUUAACGCUUACAUCGAUGCUUUGGAGUCUCGAGGGCGACGCCCUUUCGAGGAGGGGCCUGAGGUCUCCAGGGAACUGCCCUUCUUCCGCGCACUUCAGACUCGGCUGGGCCGGACGGUGCCACACCAUGUAGUGCCACUGCAUUUGGAAGUUCCAUCCCUCCCAGCUGCAGCCAGUGAGCUUGAUAAAGAGUUUGCGGCUGCUCACCUGAUCCGCGGUGCGGAGGUGGCUUUGCAAACUCCAAGUUCUCAGUUUUCAGACAGACCAGCGGUCGCACCUCUUUUCACGCAGAAAGGGGCUGGCAGGGCAGCCUUUGACAAACUAUGGUGGCAACAAACACAAGAAGAACUCGUGCGUGAGGCGAUUCAUGGCCCCAACGACAGGGAGGUGCGACUACACGUUGCUAAGCGUGUGUUCGCAUGCAAGUACGGUCACCAGCUCAUGAGGAAGUACUGGCGCAUCAAGGAUAAGCAGAAACGCAAGCGCCGCAUCGCUAAUGUGGAUGCGCUUGUCGAGGCCAAAGUUCAAGAGCGAUUCCCGGAGCCGGCAACACCCGCAGAGCUUCGGAUGCAGGCUGAUGACGAAGAAGCGAAGAAUCCCGUGCGGGUGCUUCAAGGGGGGUUCCAUCCGGACCUUGUCUUCGUGGAUCCCGAUCUGUCUGCAGAACAUCGGCGCGAGGCGAUCCGCCGGGUGUGUGGCAUGAACCUUGCCAGCGAUGCUGACUUCUGGCUUCUGGAGAAUCUGUGGAAGGCUAUGCGAGAUAAGCCGCCUCCAGUACCACUUGUCAUCGCCGAGUCGAAUUACAAGGCCCACCCAACAGGGUUCAUUCAAGUUCCCUGGGACUUCACCGUCGACGGCCUCUGCGACAUCUUGGAAGAGCAUCUCGAUGCAACUCGAGAAGGAGUAAUCGCUCGGCGACAGCGUGGGCAUGUUCCUCCUGUUCCUGAGCCUGAUGACUUUGGACCGCUUCUUUUGGAAGACUAUUCUGACAAAGAAGACGAGGAAAGUCAAAGCGACGAGGAGGACAUUGACCUUGCACAAGAUCAAGCGUUUGCUCAACGGGAAGAUCUUACAUUCCCCUACGCGGAUGUCAAGUCUCUCUCUGAUCCGCAAGUCCAAGGACAGGACGGGUCAGAGCCCCUGGCGCUUCAGUCGCUCGGCUCUCCUGGGAUCACGCUGGAGGCUGUGCACAUCGCCUCCGGCGAGUUGGAUGCUGCCGGAGACUCCGCAUUGCACCUGGCAGUGCUUGGGGGACAUCUGGUGUUCACGCGGGAGUUACUGGCUGCAUCGUGCGAGGUGCACGCCCGCGAUGGCCGUGGGCGAUCUCCUUUGCACGUGGCGGCCAUGGAGGGAAGCCCCGAGUUGGCUUUGGAGCUCCUGGCAGCCGGAGCCGAUGCCAAUGGCUUGGACGACUGGAACCAAACAGCUCUCCACUGGGCUUCAAUGGCACAUUCAGCAGACUUGGUUUCAGUCCUGCUGGAUGGUGGUGCCGAUCCACUGCUUCAAGAUAGUUUUGGCAGAACGGCUGCGUUCAUGGCUGCAGAGCAGGGCAAGAUGGAGCUUUUGGCCCGCUUACUCGACAAGGAACCCAGCUGUGCCACGAUCCCGAACAACGAGUACUGGAGCCCUCUGCAUGUGGCAGCUUUCGGCUUACAAAGCGUCAAGAACUUCACAAAGCCUCUGAAGUUUUUGGAGACCGUGAAGUUGCUGCUGGCCGCCAAGGCUGAAGUUGAUGCGAAGGAUGAGAAUUGCCGCACUGCCUUACACAGAGUUGCUCAAGCAGGAAACAGCGAGCCGCUUCAAGCACUGCUUGCAGCUGGUGCAAGCGUGUCCAGUGCAGAUGAAUGCAGAUGGACACCCAUGCACUAUGCAAGCCAGGAGGGUCACCUGCAGAUUGCAAAGCUCCUGCUAGAUGCGAAGGCAGAUGCAGAGCCCAAGAACCCAACAUGCUUGACACCACUGGCCAUUGCAACUGAAGGGAACCAGGUGAAGAUGGUUGAGUUUUUGCUCAAGCAUCGCGCAGAUCCGCAUGCCAGGGCAAAAGGCUUACAUUCGCCUCUGAUGAUGGCUCGGAGCGACCCGAAGAAGUAUGCUGAUAUACUUGCGCUCCUUGAGCUCGGCUUCAUCAACCACUAG